AUGAGUUCGAGGCCUGGACGACCGCCCAAGAGGCUGCAGAGUGUGACAGAGGGCGGGACUCACCACAUGCUGUCUCACAGUGGUCUGAUGCACGCUGGGAUCAUGCCUCCCGCAGAUCUCUCUGCCCUGGCCAAAAAGAUCAAACUGGAGGCGAUGGCCAGUUACCACAGCAACCAGCAACAUGGCGCGCCAAAUGGAGAGAACGGUGACCACAACCCCGGCCUUGUUCUGGAUCAGUUGCCCUUCAUGAUGAUGUCACAUCCUCUGAUCCCUGCCAGCCUGGCGCCGGCCUCCGUUUCCAUGGCGAUGGGCCAGAUGAACCGACUGAGCACGCUGGCCAGCAUGGCCAACGUGGCACAGCUCCACGCCAACCCCCCUGCCAGGGCUCCCACCUCCGUCAUUAAGGAGCGAGUGCGCGGCAGCCCCUCCCCUUCUCCCUCGCUGGAGGAAGCUCAGAUGUCAUCCAAUCACAGCAGCAGCGUGUCGAGUUCACCGUCUCACACAGAACGCACUGCAGAAACCACACACCCGCUCCAUGACGGCCUGUCGUCGAGCCAGAGUGUGCUGGGACAUUCUCCUGGUCUGGUGCAGGGGGCCAGAGAGACAGAUGUGACUUCAGUGGAGUACAACAAGGAGAACAAGAGGAGCCACGCUGACAGAGAUAACAGCUCCUUGGCCACACAGACAACCAGGGAGAGCUGUGAUAGACAAGUCUACCAGAAACCCCCAUCAGGCAGGGAGGGCUGCGAGAGGGUAUCUUACCCUGCAGGACAGAAGCUCCCAGCAGGUCUCCACCACACUCCCUUCAUCUUCCCGGAAGGCUUGUCCUCCAUAGAGACCCUGCUCACGAACAUCCAGGGUCUGCUGAGGGUUGCCAUAGAGAACGCCCGAGCCCAGGAGAAGCAGGACCAGCUGGAGAGGACCGAGCUGAAGAUGGAGCUGGUCCGAGAGCGGGAGCUCAGAGAGACCUUAGAGAGACAGCUCAGCAUGGAACAGAAAAACAGAGUUCUGAUCCAGAAGCGCCUGAAGAAGGAAAAGAGGAGUAAGAGGAGACUACAGGAGGCCUUGGAGGAGGAAGUCAAGCUCCGUGAUCAGGCAGAGCACAGCCUGCUGCACACUGCCAACACACACACAGGCCAUCAAUCAUCAACAGCCCCUCCUCACACAGAGUCUGUGACCCAGGACGUGGAAGGCAGCAACCACGAUGACAGCCGGCUGGACACUAAGGGAACAGUACAAGAGGGAAGAGUGUUCCUGCAAACCACUGGGAUGUUCUGAAGACGAGGCGGAAGGACAGACGGAUGAAUGAGCGGACGGAUGGAUGGAAGAGUGACAGAGAUUCUUCAUUUAUGAGAUAUACAAUCGACCAGGCAUGCUCAGUCGCAUCUGAGACGCACAUGUCCACCUCCUCAAGAGGACUCCCCUACAUUUCAAAGGGUGACAUUUGAACUUUUCUAUUGUUCUCUUGUUUAAUUUAUUGCAUUUAUCACCAAAUCUCAGCCGUAGUGGGAAGACUAUUUUAUUCCGAUGUUGUGUUUGACUGUGUUUCUUUCAAAUCAAGGCUUUUAGAUCCUAGAUGAAGACGACCAUAGUUGUUCUUUUUUUGUCAGUGCUGUUUAUCUGGACGCAAGUGAUGAAGAUAACUUGUAACAGAGUUGUGUACAUAUAUAUAGUCAUCAUUUUUGUUAUUAUUAUUAUUAUUAUCAGAAAAAAAAACACAUAAUGGCAUGUUGUACAGUCAGUAAAUGACUUGUAUUGUGUAUGUUAUGCAGUAGUGCAGUUUGACAAUACAAACAAUACAAAUCCUUUUUAUUCAA
Molecule: messenger RNA, 1817 nt
Organism: Stegastes partitus (bicolor damselfish)
Lineage: Eukaryota; Metazoa; Chordata; Actinopteri; Pomacentridae
Product: dachshund homolog 1-like
Exons: 11
Coding region: 1-1278 (425 amino acids)
Biological process (GO): regulation of transcription by RNA polymerase II
Cellular component (GO): nucleus; transcription regulator complex
Molecular function (GO): DNA-binding transcription factor activity, RNA polymerase II-specific; RNA polymerase II cis-regulatory region sequence-specific DNA binding
Source: RefSeq, a predicted model, not a curated record